GGCUCGGAAUAGAAAAACAUCAAUGUCAAAACCUUGUUUUAUCCCUUCUACGCCUCAUGAGGCUGAAAGUGAAGCAGGGGCGGGUUCAUCACAGAGCAGCCAUGGAGUGGGCGGUCAGGUGGGCGAGGCAAAUGACGGUGACAAUAUUCCACACACGAGAAAUGGCGUCCUCAGUACUGGAUCGUCUGCUGUGGGAACUGAUAUGGCCACACAAACUUCCUCCUCUGGACUCGUUAGGGACGUAAUCGGAAUAUUUGUCGUUGCUUUCGAUACGAAGGAAGGAAAUCUGCUAGAAUGGUGUGUCCCCAAAGAGUUGCCUCUAGAAGGUGUAGAGUUCCGUGCUCUCAUCAGUGGUGCCCAUACAAUCACAUCCGACUUCAUAUAUUUUCGGCAAGGAGACUAUUUUGGUGCGGCUUGCUACGAGAAGCUGACAGUCCUCUCAGAGAUUGAGCGAGGGGCACGCAUGAAAAGUGUUGGCGUGAUUGUGGCUAACUAUGACACCCUCCACCACCACCUAGAAUACCUAGCACAGCAAGUAAGUAACAUGCUGCACAACCCUGGUGACUACUCAGCCCUUGAGGAAUACUACCAAAAAAGACAGGCCAUGAUCCCUUCCAGUUGGGACACUCCACAGAAAUAUACUUCACCUCCAGUACUAAUUAAUAAAACAGUCCUUCGAGCUGAUGGUCAUGGUGAGGGAUUUGAAAAACUACUCCAGCUAUAUGGCGAGCAGUUACUGGUACUGUGGAGAGCCACAUUGCUUUGCAAACGCAUUUUGCUCUUCUCGCCUCCUCCAAUUGGCAUGUUGUGCUCUAGAGUACACUGUAUAUCUCUUCUUGGAUCACAUACUACGCCCGGUCUGCCUUCUCAGCUAUUACGUCCACUUUAUUAUGUCAACAUAGCAGAUGUAGAGACACUGCAAGAACAGCAUGCCUACAUAGCAUGCACAACUGAAAAGAUAUUUGAAGAGAAGACAGGACUGUUGGACAUCUAUGUGGAUAAUCAGAAUAUUCGCAUUCCUGGCUCAAUCCGUCACUUGCUGACAAUAACUACACAAGAUCGGAAACGACUGGCCCAGUUACAGUGUAUUGCCCGAAGUUCAAGGAGUUCAGUACAAGAAUUCAUCAACUAUUUCUCACAGUCAAAUAACAAGAUAUUUUCUACCUUGCAUAUGAUUAGUCAAAGUGAUGACAAUAUAUUAAAAAGGCAUCACAUAGAAACUAUGGGCCUUCAUCCUCAACAUGAUAGAGGGUUUGUAUCAGAAUUAGCCUUAACUCAUGGUUUUGACAUAACGACAAGCAAGAAUUCAUGGAAGUGUUGUCCGUGUGACAAUUGAUUAAGAUGUUAAAUAGGAUACAACUUGAAUGUCUUUAGGUUUGGAGGAGCAUUAGAUUUUGCAUUUACUUGAGUUGUAGCAUUAUUAGGACUCAUCUCAGAUAAGUUUUAUAAGAAACUGGAAUAAGAUAACAUUAACAACUAGGGAUAAAAGUUGACACUGCUAGGACUGUGAUAGGAACUUAUAUUCUCUUUGUGUUGAAAAUCUAAACAAAGUGAAUAAGAUUACAAAACAUGUGAUGACAAAAAAGAAAACCAAAGUAAUGGAUACCUGUUUAUUUACUUGUUAUGUUUGGAGUUUGUUGAAUUGUUAUGAGCAACCCCUAACCUCCAAGGGAACAAACCAGUGACCUGCAUCUCCCUUCAGACAUUUUUCUUGAUAAUUUAUAGUCUCACCUUAGUGUCAAAGUUACUUGACCACUUGAGAAAUUUUUAUUAACCAUCAGAAUACUUGCCAGUCUUUCCUCUCAACAUAGCAAAUCACUAAAUGUUGAAUGAUAAGAAUACUACCAGAAUAACUCUUAUGCUAAAGCCUUUUUAGGGUGCAUGAGUGUCCUGCAUGGAAAGAUGAAAGGGCCCUGGCAGUCAGGCACAUAAGUUACAUAUAUUAUAUUUCCAUACAACUGAGAAGACAAAAAAAUUGUCUGGAUGCUAAUAUUAUCAAGGCAAGAAAUUUAACCCAUUUCAGACAGGUUCACAAGUACUGGCGUCAUAACAAACGCUUGGUCUGUGGAGUACAGCUGUUCGCAUGGUGAUGCACCAAGGCACAUGGAGCAGGACAUUCUAUUUGAUGUAGCGGACUCCCACAACCAGUGUCUGGCUGUUGCCAGAAAUCACCAGAGUUUAUCAUGCUCAGGGAUUUCUGUUACCAUGAGAGCGAUCAGAAAAAGAGAACUUAUAAUGUCAUCAGAGUGUUGGGGGUUAGUAUUGUUAUAUGACAUUAUACAUUUUAUGAUUGAAAUAUUGUUAUACUUCUUGGAAGUUUUGUUUGGGAUUCUUAUUAUUGAUAUUGUUGUCAUUAUUUUAGAUGUUAAGAUAUCAUUUUACAAUAUGAUUUUGUAACUGAUCUUAAAUUUUGACAAAUUGAUGCACAAUUUAACUGCUCAAUAUUCAUUGUGGGUAUACUGUAUGUUACAUCAAUACAACUAUAGUACAACAUAACCUCAUGAAAUAGUAGCAGAUGACCAACAUGAUGUAGAGACCAAAUUAGAUACUGAUAUAGUGUGCCUGUUGUAAUAUAUUUUGUACAGUUGGCCAUAUUUCUCUUCCAUUUUACUGGGUUUAUAUGACAACAGAAGGGUUAAACUCAACCACUAGCUUAGAUUACAUUUAACCAAGAAAAUAUGAAUAUUAAACUUUUAUUUCUAUUUUUUUUUUCAAAUUCAAAAUACUGUAUUCAGUGUUUAAUAUGUACAUAUGUGAGUAUAUGACUGCACAGAAAGAAGAAAGAUACCAGAACAGGUUAGUCAAAGAAAAAAUAUAUAUUUUAUGUGUGUAUAAAGAAGUGAAGUGGAGUGUGCAUGGAGAAUUUCUAAAAGGUGUGCUCUAUUUUUGCGGAUUAUGAACAGUCGGUUAGCUGCACUUUCUGUCAUUCCACUCCGGAUCAUUCUUGAUUUUUUUGUUUUUUUCUGUUUUGAUAACUUAUAAAUCAUUAUAAUGUGUUCCUAACCAUUAUUUAUUAAUUCAUUGUAGUUGUAAUAUCUAGAAAAGUCAUUCCAUGAAAUACAUAUGUGUGUGUGUGUGUGUAUGUAUAUAUAUAUAUAU
Molecule: messenger RNA, 3099 nt
Organism: Penaeus chinensis
Lineage: Eukaryota; Metazoa; Arthropoda; Malacostraca; Decapoda; Penaeidae
Product: DENN domain-containing protein 11-like
Exons: 6
Coding region: 23-1336 (437 amino acids)
Cellular component (GO): cytoplasm
Source: RefSeq, a predicted model, not a curated record